Bombus huntii is the source of this 461-nucleotide messenger RNA. It is a transcript of the gene RpS21, whose product is annotated as 40S ribosomal protein S21. The coding region runs from base 156 to 407 and encodes 83 amino acids. Gene Ontology annotation, biological process: translation; endonucleolytic cleavage in ITS1 to separate SSU-rRNA from 5.8S rRNA and LSU-rRNA from tricistronic rRNA transcript (SSU-rRNA, 5.8S rRNA, LSU-rRNA); endonucleolytic cleavage to generate mature 3'-end of SSU-rRNA from (SSU-rRNA, 5.8S rRNA, LSU-rRNA). The record is from RefSeq and is a predicted model, not a curated record. Lineage: Eukaryota; Metazoa; Arthropoda; Insecta; Hymenoptera; Apidae. The transcript has 4 exons. Gene Ontology annotation, cellular component: cytosolic small ribosomal subunit; ribosome. Gene Ontology annotation, molecular function: structural constituent of ribosome.
UUGAUGAUAUGAAUUUCUAAAAAUAUAUAGAGACUUAUUGUCAAUGUUGGUAACCGUGAUUUUAGUUUCUGACAUAUAUACGUACUGUUGUCGGAAAAGUUCUUUUGCGUACGGAGCCAUUUUACUUUGCACAUUUAGCAAUCAAAAAUAUAAAAAUGGAGAACGACAACGGAGUACUUGUUGACUUGUACAUACCAAGAAAAUGCUCAUCGAGUAAUCGUAUCAUUCAUGCCAAGGAUCAUGCAUCUAUUCAAUUAAGUAUUGCUGAUGUUGAUCCUGAAACUGGACGCAUGACUGACUCUCAAAAGAUGUAUGCAAUUUGUGGCGCUAUUCGUCGUAUGGGUGAAUCUGAUGAUUGUUUGGUACGACUUGCAAAAAAUGAUGGUAUAUUACCAAAAAAUUUUUAAUCUAUGAUAAUUAUUGUAUUCUUUCAAUAAAAAUAUAAAAAAAAACUAAUACAA